Molecule: messenger RNA, 502 nt
Organism: Trichoplusia ni (cabbage looper)
Lineage: Eukaryota; Metazoa; Arthropoda; Insecta; Lepidoptera; Noctuidae
Gene: Atox1
Product: copper transport protein ATOX1
Exons: 2
Coding region: 144-362 (72 amino acids)
Biological process (GO): copper ion transport
Cellular component (GO): cytosol
Molecular function (GO): copper chaperone activity; metal ion binding
Source: RefSeq, a predicted model, not a curated record
UGACAACGUCACAAUAUGAUACCUGCCUGCUUAGUUACUGAUAAGCCUUCGUCUACAAUCAGUCGUAAUAUCUUCAACUAAGAAUUUCUCCUUUGUUAUCAUUAUCAUAUUUACACGUACAUUGAACCGAACGGUACCUAACCAUGUCCUCAACACACAUUUUCAACGUAGAAAUGACGUGCGAAGGUUGCUCGGGUGCCGUUGAGAGAGUUCUCAACAGGCUAAAGGGGCAGGGCGUUGACAAUGUAUCUAUAAGUUUGCCAGAACAAAAGGUGUCAGUCACUUCUACACUUAAUGCUGACCAGUUGUUGGAUGUUAUUAAGAAAACAGGCAAGAAAACGACAUAUGUGGGAACACAAUAGUGAAGUGUACACUGUAAACAUAACUAUCAUAGUCUUAUAAAGAAACCUAUGGAGUAAGAUUUGCAUAAUUCGAAAAUGUAGCUAUCUAUGUAUUAUGUUACAAUUUUAAGGGCUAGGAGACUGCAUGAGCCAAAAACUGA